CAUACGCACGUGAACGACUGAGUGAAUCAGUGGUUACGUAUUGAGUCAGCUGUUACACACACCCCCCAGGGCCCACAAUGCAUCGCGCUUUGUCAACAUGGCUGCGCCCAGCCGCCAGGGCGCUUCACGUGUCCAUCCCUGCGCACUCUUCCACUCGGCCGUGGAAACCGUCUUGAAGGCUUGGCCGGUCUUGCAGAUAGCGGUGGAGAAUGGUUUCGGAGGCGUGUACAGUCAGCAGAAAGCUGAGUGGAUGGUGGGUGUUGUGGAGUCGUUUUUCUACGAAAACGGCAACUUGGAGUCCUUCGAGGUGGAAGACUUCAUGACAGAUAUCCUCAACAAUGAGUUUGACACAGUCAUCGAAGAUGACAGCUUACCACAGGUGUCACGACAGCUCUGCACGCUGUUUGGCCUCUGCACCGGUGGGCGUGCGAGUGAAGCGACGCAGUUUAUGGAGACGCUGAGCCAGAAGAGCUUCAACCACAAGCUGAACGUGACUCGCGUCGGAGACAGCGACGAAGACGACGACGAUUCUGGUGGAGCCAAUGACGAGGCCAUGGACUGCGCCGAAGCGGCGCAGCCGCCGCCGUCGUCGGGAGAAGUAGCGCAGCCGAGCGCGCGGAGCUCCAGCGAGAGCCAGCGCAGAGCUGAGCCGGGCGAGGACGGCUGGACAACGGUCCAGCGGAGACGGAGAUAGCACGAGCGCUCAUCCCACCGCCUCCGUGUUUUACUUCAUGUGUUCAGAAUCACUAUCGGAAUAUUUAUUUGUACCGGAGGAAUCCGAUGAGCUGUAAAGAUCUUUUUUCACGGGGACAGGUCAGAACGUGACCGCAAAACACAAUACAAAAACACGACGGGAGUGCAAAGGAAUGGUAAACAAAUCGCCGAAUAAAUACAAAUAAAAACGAAUCUAUUUUUAUCUUACCAGGUAAAGCCCUAUGAGCUAUUGGCUUUUUCAGAAGUGACUUGGCUGAACGAAGCGGUUUAUCAUGUGGACAUUUAUAGCAGUAAAAUAAUCUAAAUCUUCUUUCAUUUGGCUGAUUUAGAUGUUAAACAACAACUGCAAUUGCACAUCCAGGUGGUCAAGCCAGAUAACCGUGUAAUAAUUUAAAUUGUCUAGACGCAUGUUUCUAAAUAUGGAGGGGAAAACUGGAGGGCCUGGACAAAAAAUUCACACGACCAUAGGGAGAACAUGCAAACUCCAAAUAUACAGCAGGCAUCGGGGUUGAGUUUCAACCCCCAACCUGCACACCAGGCGAGGAAGAUAACAUCACAGCACCGUGGCACCCCUUACAUAGAUAUAUAUCAAGUAUAUACGUUCAAAUCCCAUUAGUACAAUUAAUUCCCAAGCUUGAGUGGGUGCAAAUGUAUGUACAGUACAGGUAGGUCCUCUACUUCCGAUGGAGAUGCGUUACGACGACCCCAUCGUAAGAUCGAAAUAUCGUAAGUCGGACCAUCGUAACUCGGGGACUACCUGUACUUAUGUUGAACUUGUUUUGCACCUUCCAUGGUCUACCGUGCCAAUCAGGAUGCGGGGGAAGGACGACAAGCUAAACACAAGAAACAGUUCUAAAGAAAUUAGUUUUCAAUUUAGAUUUAAAAGUGCAUACCUCCAGUGGCUUCCUGAUAUCAGAAGGAAGUGCGUUCCAGACAGCCGCUCAAGCGCAUCUGAAAGCACGUGAUGCAGCGGGCUCCGAGCAGAGUGUGCUGCGGUUCUAUUGCAUUGCACACACUAAGAUGCAGCUAUAAAUCAUACGGAGUGUUUCCCGAGCGCCCAGCUCAGUGCCCGACUGGUGGUUGGGCACUCGGUUAAUUUGCGCUCGCCGCUGCUCCGGUACUCUUGCAAUCCCUGCCGCAUGUUCAUUUGGAUGUGGUGUGCGAACAGAGUUUGAAAAGCUGUUGUACACGUGUGCAAUAGGGGGCGCUUCUGCCAUUUGAGUGGACUGUUUUGCAAGCCCACCCCAUAAUGGUGGUGCACAUCGUGCAAGUGUAAUGCAUUAGUCCUAAAUCUUGCGCGUUCAUUAAAAGUGCGUCGUGCUAUUGGCCGGGCUCACGGUUUGUAUUCCCGCGCGGCCCAUGGAGACGUAAGUUAGAGUUACGCGGCAUUCGCGGCGCCGUACAUUUUGCGCGAUUGCCAUUAGCCUUAUUGGCAACGCGAGUCGCAGGACGGGGCUCGCACGUCGAUGUUUGCUGCAUUUAUUUACGACGUAUUGUAGGAGCGUUACCAAAUACGUUACUCGCGCAAAUUAACGUUGCGUUAAAAGUGCAGCCCAGCCAUUGGGACGAUAUACAACGCGUGUUUUUGUGGUGCAUUAACGUGCUCACUGAGUAAAUUCCAGCAGAGUUGCGAUUUACUUUGUGAACGAGCAAACCAACAAACCGAAUGGCAACUGCGACAGCCGGCUUUAUUUAUUUACGCGCAUUUUCACUUUUUUUUUUUAAAGCCACGCGUGCACAAGUCGAGGAGUCGUAAGGCACGUGUGACCUUGGUGUGUUGAGCUGAUGGAUAGAUCCACACCCAAUCCUGUCCCACCCCCAAAGCCCCAGCACCCUCCCGAGGGCACUGCUAAGUGAUUGAUGGACCGCUAGCAUCGGCGGCGUGCCACUCGCGACCUCGUCUAUCCAUCACGAACCGGGCCGAACAGGAGGCCAGUUUUUGCCAUCGCCGCUACCACACGCUUGCCAACGUCUCUCUGCAGAGACUUUUGACGCGGCGGCAAGUUUGGGCUCGAGGUCCCCGGCAAACCGGCGGCCUGGAUCACGCAAAGUGGAGACCGCGUGCCAGCAGCUGUGCGCCUCCAUAAAGAACAUUUCAUUAAUAUGAUAAUGGACGUGCCUGUGUUGCGGGGAUUUUGCACAAUUGGUUUAUGGUGGGCGUAAAACAUUGCUCUUGCUCGUGUUUAGUAUCGAAAGGUAUUCAUGCAAUAUCUGAUGUACUAAAGAUAUUACUCCCCACGUUCAUAUAUGUUUUACUACCGUUUUGUUUUGCCGAGUCUCCUUUGCAAACUGGAUUUUUUCAUUACACAUCCACUGGCUUUUUUUAAUAAAUAAAUU
This is a messenger RNA of Lethenteron reissneri (Far Eastern brook lamprey), 3051 nucleotides long. It is a transcript of the gene TSR2, whose product is annotated as TSR2 ribosome maturation factor. NCBI's taxonomy places the organism in Eukaryota, Metazoa, Chordata, Hyperoartia, Petromyzontiformes, Petromyzontidae. The record is from RefSeq and is a predicted model, not a curated record.